Molecule: messenger RNA, 1090 nt
Organism: Trichomycterus rosablanca
Lineage: Eukaryota; Metazoa; Chordata; Actinopteri; Siluriformes; Trichomycteridae
Gene: rbm18
Product: RNA binding motif protein 18
Exons: 6
Coding region: 391-960 (189 amino acids)
Molecular function (GO): RNA binding
Source: RefSeq, a predicted model, not a curated record
UUUAUCUGAAUAUAAAACACAUUAAUACCAACAUGCAGUCAGUUUUCGUUCUCUCAGGUACACCAACCAAAUGCAGUGGGGACCAGAAGUCUGACACCAGUAGUGAACGUGAUUUUGCUUUGCAUUUUCCUUAAAUUUAAUACAGUGUUUUUCUAUUACAGUGUAAGAGUUUAAGAGAGGGUUUAUUGUCAUUUCAGCUAUAUAGAAGUACUUACUGAAUCGAAACAGCACCGUCACCUCACAGCAAGAAGGUCCUGGGUUCGAUCCCAAGGUGGAGCGGUCCGGGUCCUUUCUGUGUGGAGUUUGCAUGUUCUCCCUGUGUCUGCGUGGGUUUCCUCCGGGAGCUCCGGAUUCCUCCCACAGUUCAAAGACCUGCAAGUGAGGGGCUCAAUGCAGUCAGCUGCAGAAACGGUGGAGAAUGCGUCCAUUCUUUCAAGCGGCUCAUCGCAAGAGGGCCAUCGCUUGUGGAUCGGCAACAUCGACCCUAAAAUCACAGAGUAUCACCUAGUGAAACUCCUGGAGAAGUUUGGAAAAGUAAAGCAGUUUGAUUUCCUCUUCCAUAAGUCAGGACCACUGGAAGGCCAGCCCCGAGGAUACUGCUUUGUCAACUUCCACACCAAAGAGGAGGCUGAACGUGCCAUACAGUGUUUGAAUGGAAAGCUGGCAUUGUCAAAGAAACUGGUGGUGCGCUGGGCCCAUGCACAGAAGUUUGAACCCUACAGAGGUGAUAAGAACUUGCCUUCCAGCUUGGAACCGUCAUCCACUGAAGCAGAGGAGCAGCCGACCUCGCUGAGUGUGAGUGCGAAGAUCAAGGCCAUCGAAGCCAAGCUGCAGAUGAUGGAGGAGAAUAUAGAGGAGGAGUACACAGGACCUUCACCUUACCUCUACAAUAAACCCCCUGACAAGAAGGACAAGAGAUCUCAGCCCUACAACAAAUCUUUCCGCAGGUUCAGAAGAUGACCUCUCCAGCUCACUGGUUUAGCAUCCUGGCACUGAACAGACUGGCACAACCUGCUAUGAACUUCUGUGAAUCAAUCUUUUUUGACCACUUUCAGGACUUCAAUUUUUAAUAAAUGUUUAUUUAAAUCUU